AUGCUGGGUUUCAGCUUAUUUGGCGGAAAGCAAUGGGAGGUCUCCUCUAUCCCUGACUUGAGUGGUAGGGUAGCGAUUGUGACGGGAGGAAACACUGGACUUGGAUAUAUUACUGUGCGUGAAUUGGCCCGGAAGGGUGCUCGAGUAUACAUGUUCAGUAGAACGGAAACACGCGCUCUCGCCGCUAUCGAGAAAAUCAAGAAGGAACUAGAAUCUGAACUCAACCCCGAAGUUGAAUACAUCAACUUUGACCUAUUGAGUCUUAAAUCCGCAAAGAAAGCAGCAGAAGAGUUCGUGCAACGCGAGAAAAGGCUGGAUAUCUUGGUGAACAAUGCUGGCAUUAUGGCUACCCCAUAUGAGCUCAGCCCCGAUGGGAUUGAAAUCCAAGCGUGCAAUGGGACUGGUCAUUUCGCAUUGACUGUUUCUCUCCUUGCUCUGUUGAAAGAGACUGCUGCCAUGCCAGACUCGCACGUCCGGAUAGUGAAUGUUUCCUCUGGUGGCUAUCUAGCUGCUCACCUCGGAACGCCUGAUUUCUCUUCCCUCGAAGGUUUGAACCAAAAGACUUGGUCAACAUGGGUGAGAUAUGGGAUGUCAAAAUUGACGAACAUCUUAUUCACCAACGAACUUCAGAAGCGUUUAGAUGAGUCUGGGACACCGAAUAUAUAUUGUUUGUCUGUUCAUCCUGGUGGUGUGUCCACCGAAUUGACGCGUGGUCCCCUACAAUCUUGGCCCUUCCUCGCGCCUCUCGAGCGAAUUGCGAGGAUGUUUCUUGUAACUCCUGAACAAGGCGCGUUGACACAGCUCUACGCGGCGACUUCUCCAGAAGUCGAAGAAAAGGAUCUGAAAGCCGCUUUACUCUUCCCUAUCGCCCAGCCUAAAUACAAGACGUCUCUUGCUGAAGACAAGGAUGGUAAACUAGGUGGUGACUUCUGGACUCUUUGUGAGGCGCUGAUGCGGCAGAAAAUUUGA
Molecule: messenger RNA, 969 nt
Organism: Lentinula edodes (shiitake mushroom)
Lineage: Eukaryota; Fungi; Basidiomycota; Agaricomycetes; Agaricales; Omphalotaceae
Exons: 6
Coding region: 1-969 (322 amino acids)
Source: RefSeq, a predicted model, not a curated record